Messenger RNA from Anarrhichthys ocellatus (wolf-eel), 2128 nucleotides. RefSeq names its product centromere protein N (gene cenpn). Gene Ontology annotation, biological process: chromosome segregation; CENP-A containing chromatin assembly. The transcript has 10 exons. Bases 129 to 1166 code for a protein of 345 amino acids. Gene Ontology annotation, cellular component: nucleoplasm. The record is from RefSeq and is a predicted model, not a curated record. Lineage: Eukaryota; Metazoa; Chordata; Actinopteri; Perciformes; Anarhichadidae.
GCUCGUUUCUCGGCGGUUAGUUUGGAUUGUGGUACUGCUGCUACCGUAAGAGCUGGACGUAGCCGGCGGUUUAAUUUAAAUCUUCCAAUACAACUGCUUAGCUAGAUAUCAUAACUGUCUGGGGAAGAAUGGAUGACUCUACGAAACGUGUUCUGCAGCGAACGAUGAGACGGAUACCGUCUUACAUGCUCAGAACAACGCUGGAGAAGUGGGGCCGUUUGACUGCGGAGCAGCAGCAGUCCAUACAUUGUAUUCAGUCAAAAUGGGCGAUAACGGAAGCGCUACUGACCAUUUGCGAGGAAAACAAGUUGGCAAUGAAACACCUCACAGAACUCGAGAUGAUAUAUAUCAUGGACAAUCCAAACCAGGGGAUGUGGUAUGCCUCCCAGCUCUUGGACCCUGAAGAUGAUGCUCACUCUGUAGACCUGAUGCAGUUCAAGGAACAAUUUAAAUCCCACCUCAAAGAGCUUGUGAGACAUGUGUCUGUCAAAAUAAAGAAGAACACAGACCAAGCCGUAUGGAUUCGUAUUGCGUGGGGAGACGCCUUCUCUCGACCCAACCACCUGAAACCAACAUACGUCGUCCACUAUCUCCAAACCCCGUACGUCUUUGUGACCAGCCUGACUUUAAAGCAGAAGCCCCUGUUGUCCCAGGCCGUGGUUCUGUCCACCAGAUAUCGCGCUAUCAAGGAUGCUAACCUUAGUGGACGGAAACUCACUGCCAUUAGGGACCUUCUGAUGAGGACAUAUCAACAGGUGUUUCCCACCAAGUAUCCAAGUCCUCUUACAGAAAAUAACCAAACUAUCUCAAACCCGCACAUAGAAAAAGAACAAGCUGAGCCUGCAGCAAACAGACUUCACAUGGCCUGCAAGGCCUUUGGUGGUGGGGCGUUACCUCAGCUCCAGUCUGCAGUUUACAAGCUGGAGACAAAGUUCAGAGACCACUCCAACAAGACCAUGACGGAGCGGGAGGAACCCUUCAGAUGUGUUGUCAAAUUUGCAAGCACGAACCUCCUGGAGUCACUCAGACACUGUGCAUCUUCAGGAAUUGCCUCCACCCCUGUCACACCUCUGCUCUCAUGUAUCCCCUUAAAAGGAAGAAAUUAUUUUGUCAUCACAGACAAUGACCCUGGUCCCUCCUCACAAACGCGCCAACCACAGAACUGAUGGCCGACAGGCCCUUCAUCUAAAGCAUUCAGAGUGUGGCCCGCCAUGUCCAGUCCCCACGGGGUUUGCUUUUAUCAUUCCUUGUUCAAGACUCUCUGCGUGCUUACAGUUGCAAACAUGUCAGUAGUUGGCAAUAGGUUAUUGUCAUUUUGUCAUUUAUUUUUUGUUGGUUUUUAAGUAGGAGAAUGUUACUGUGAUGAAAUGUUUUCUAUGUACAAAUUGAAUAUAAAAGCAGGAUUUUUAAUAUUCUUGUAUUCUCUUCAUGUCAUUUGAUCCCCACACUCGUCAUCUGACCAUCUUUUCUGUAUUUUUCAUUAGCUAUAGUGUUACUACAAUGUGUUGUGGAGUAUUGGCUUUGUAUAAAGGUCUGCUGGAAGGGAACCAGCUUUUCAUAAGUUGCUUGUUUCAGGGUUCAUUAAACUAUUUAAAGGACAGGUGCACAUUUUACAAGUCCGUCUUUAAACAAUACUUAGAUGCCCAUACGUACUUUUAAAGAGUUUAUGGUUCCUCCUGUCAAAACUACCAGCAAAGAGUUCCCUUCCCAACACAACUACACUGCAAGAGAUGGGGUAGAGUCCACAGUCCUCGUUCUGCUCUAAAAUGUAUUUGUAACAUACCACAAAAGUGAAAACAGAAGAAUUUAAAAAACAAAUUUACAUUCAAUACAAAUCAUUUUAUAUAAAAUAAAUCCUAUACUUUUAGUUAAAAGAAUUAUAACCAAGGCAUGUAGUGAGUGCACAAUUUAUGGUGGGCCAGCGAUGUAAUGGUGAUACUGUUUCUAUAUAACUCCCGGCAUCUCUGCACUAUUUCUUAUUACUUGGAGGCAUACAUAACCAAUAGAUCUGUGACUAGCGAAUAUUGGAUAAUUUAAGCUCAGGCAGUGUUGGUCAGGCUCUCAUAAGACAGCCCACAAUGGCCCGUGUAUGGGUUUGCACAAUUAAAGCCUCAUUUUUCUGUGUGAG